GGGUGAUGGCUGUUUUUAGGUUUUGAGUAGACUUGGCCUUUUUUCGGUGCCUAAUUUUAAUAAAAGCUUUACCUGAAAAAAAAUAACAUAAAAAUGGGGGAAGAACUUGGAUGAAGGCACCCUCCCAUCACAGAAGCACACUAUAUGGCUGAAAAGUCAAACAAUCAUUACCACACUCUUGCGGAUCUAAUCCUACCACUCUUCAAUAUAUACGAACAUGCUUGGGACGAAGAUCCACCACUGAGGCUGCACAAUCGAAAGUCCAGCGUACUUCAUAUAAUAAGCUGCCGGCCGGCGACGGAGCUUUCCGGUAUCUUCUUUUCCCUCUCUAUCUGAAAUAAUAAUCUAUUAAUGGCCGGCGUUAUUCCGGUGAUCGACUUGGAGGACUUUCCGGGGCAGUCGCAGAAACUGGUGGCAGCAUGCGAGGAGUGGGGCUGUUUCAGGGUCGUCAACCAUAAGAUCCCGGCGAUUUUGACCUCGGAGAUGAGGUCGGUGGCCGCAGAUCUCCUAGGCCUUCCGAUGGAAAUAAAACAGCGGAGCGGAAAUAUCAUCGACGGCAGAGGGUACUUGCCACCCAAUGACAUUAAUCCAUUGCAUGAAGCAUUGGGCAUCUAUGACAUUUGCUUGCCCCAAGGUGUGCACGAAUUCUGUGACCUGUUGGAUGCUUCUCCCCGGCACAGUGAAAUAAUGACGAAGUAUCUUGAAGCCACAAAUGAGUUAGCCAAGGACAUCGCACGCAAGAUGGCCAAGAGCAUGGGGCUGGCACUGCCAGUUUGCGAUGGUUUGUUUGAAGGAUGGUGUAGCCAGUUUAGGAUGAACCAAUACAACUUCUCUCCGGCAAACAUAGGCUCCUGCGGCGUACCUAUGCACACGGACCCCGGUUUCAUCACCAUCCUCCUGGAAGAUGACAAUAAUGGUGGUCUUGAAGUUAUGGAUAAGUCCGGCAAGUUUAUACCCGCCGACCCCAUCUCCGGCACCCUCCUUGUCAAUCUUGGAGACGUUGCUAAGGUAUGGAGCAAUGGGAGAUUUCAGAAUGUGAAACACCAAGUUCAAUGUAAAGUACCGACAAAACGCGUGUCCAUUGUUACAUUUCUGUUGGCACCUAAGGAUGCGGUAGUGGAAGCCCCAUCAGAAUUUGUGGACACCAAACACCCUCGUCUUUAUGUUCCUUUCACUUAUCAGGACUUUAGACAGAUUCGACUCUCUAGGAAUUUGCAUUGCGGUGAAGUUUUGGACCUCGUGCGUGCAAAAUGAAAAAUGAGCUUAAAAGACUUUUGGUUAAAACUUUAAAUUGCCUUUGACAUUGUCAAAGGUACUAAUGGUGAAAUCCAUCUAUUAUGGCGCAUAUUGUAUUGCAACUCUUGGUGAGAUUUGUGUAACUUUAUGUCAAUCAAGGUUGCUAAACAUCGAUCCAGGCAUUUGGUUACAUCAAAUUAUCAUGUAUGUCCACACUAUUUUGGUGAC
Malania oleifera is the source of this 1464-nucleotide messenger RNA. Its product is annotated as 2-oxoglutarate-dependent dioxygenase DAO-like. Gene Ontology annotation, molecular function: dioxygenase activity; indole-3-acetaldehyde oxidase activity. The coding region runs from base 352 to 1254 and encodes 300 amino acids. Gene Ontology annotation, biological process: auxin catabolic process. The record is from RefSeq and is a predicted model, not a curated record. Lineage: Eukaryota; Viridiplantae; Streptophyta; Magnoliopsida; Santalales; Ximeniaceae. The transcript has 3 exons.